Orcinus orca (killer whale) is the source of this 3674-nucleotide messenger RNA. RefSeq names its product Meis homeobox 2 (gene MEIS2). Gene Ontology annotation, molecular function: RNA polymerase II cis-regulatory region sequence-specific DNA binding; DNA-binding transcription activator activity, RNA polymerase II-specific. Bases 1093 to 2526 code for a protein of 477 amino acids. The record is from RefSeq and is a predicted model, not a curated record. The transcript is spliced from 12 exons. Gene Ontology annotation, biological process: embryonic pattern specification; positive regulation of cell population proliferation; brain development. NCBI's taxonomy places the organism in Eukaryota, Metazoa, Chordata, Mammalia, Artiodactyla, Delphinidae.
CCCGGGCCGUCCGAUCGCACUCGCUGCAUAUCAGAAGCUCCGCGCGGCGCGCUCCUCCUCGCUCCCGCUCCCCACUCCCGGGAUGUGUCUCCGCCGUACGACGGGCUAUGGCCACCACGACUUCCGGGUUCCGUCAUUUCGUUCUCCCGCCGCCGACCCGCGCCGCCAAACUGAGGCUCUUCUAUAAGCCAGGCAGCAGCCAACCUGCCAACACCUACUGACACUCACUCAUCUCCCAGAGAGAGAAAGAGAGCGAGAGAGAGCGAGCGCGAGAGAGCGAGCGCGAGUGAGAGCGAGCGAGCGAGAGAGAGAGGGAGAGACAAAAUACCUACCAGGAAAGGGGGGGAGGAAGUCCAGUUUUUGCAAACUAUUCAUUUUUUUUUCUUGAUUUCCCCCCCCUGCUUUCUUUGAACGAUACUUUAAAGAGAGAGGAUCAUAUUAUAGAUACCGCGGGGGCAAAGCUAAGGGGGGGAGGAAAAAUUCAAGAAGCAGAAACCCCUCGCGGAGUUUUACUGGAAGAAAAAAACGGGUCUGAAAGAUUCCUCCUCUUCAUCAUCAUCAACCAUCAUUCAUUCACUACCUUGACAUUCCGGGCUUUGAUUGACAGCUGGAGUGGCAAAAAGCCAUGAAACACGACAGUUCGGUUACAUGUGGGCUGCUGACGGGCCGCUCGUAACCUUCAGUUCGGGGGCUUGACAAUUUUUUUUUCUUCUUUUUCUUCUUUUUCUUUUCUUUUUUUUUUUUUCCAACUGAGGGGAAGAGAAGAGAAAGAGGGGGAAAGGAGGACCGAAGAGGAGGAGGAGGGGAGGGGGGGAGGAGGAGGAGGUGGAGGAGGAGGAGGAAGAUCAGGAGGAGGAGGAAGAAGAGGAAAAAAGAGAAAAAGAAGAAAUAUCACAGGAAAAAAAAAAACUCUUCGUUGUCUUGCCUGGGCUUUUUCCCCCCCCCCUAAAAAUAACAUAUUGGAAAACUGGGAGAAGUCUCCUUGGUUUGGAAAAAAAAAAAAAAAAGGAAUCUUCAGCCUAGAUCACUUUCUUAUCCGGACUGGGAUAUUAAAUAUACGACACAUCCAGGAGUUUAUUGGAGCGCAGACUGAUGGCGCAAAGGUACGAUGAGCUGCCCCAUUACGGCGGGAUGGACGGAGUAGGGGUGCCUGCUUCCAUGUACGGAGACCCUCACGCGCCGCGGCCGAUCCCACCGGUUCACCACCUGAACCACGGGCCGCCGCUCCACGCCACGCAGCACUACGGCGCGCACGCCCCGCACCCCAAUGUCAUGCCGGCCAGCAUGGGAUCCGCUGUCAACGACGCCUUGAAGCGGGACAAGGACGCGAUCUAUGGGCACCCGUUGUUUCCUCUGUUAGCUCUGGUCUUUGAGAAGUGCGAGCUGGCGACCUGCACUCCCCGGGAACCCGGAGUGGCCGGCGGAGACGUCUGUUCCUCCGACUCCUUCAACGAGGACAUCGCGGUCUUCGCCAAGCAGGUUCGCGCCGAAAAGCCACUUUUUUCCUCAAAUCCAGAGCUGGACAAUUUGAUGAUACAAGCAAUACAAGUACUAAGGUUUCAUCUUUUGGAGUUAGAAAAGGUCCACGAACUGUGUGAUAACUUCUGCCACCGGUACAUUAGCUGUUUGAAGGGGAAAAUGCCCAUAGACCUCGUCAUUGAUGAAAGAGAUGGCAGCUCCAAGUCAGAUCACGAAGAACUUUCAGGCUCCUCCACAAAUCUCGCUGACCAUAAUCCUGCAUCUUGGCGAGACCACGAUGAUGCAACUUCCACCCACUCAGCAGGCACCCCAGGGCCCUCCAGUGGGGGCCAUGCAUCCCAGAGUGGAGACAACAGCAGUGAACAAGGGGAUGGUUUAGACAACAGUGUAGCUUCACCUGGCACAGGUGACGAUGAUGAUCCAGACAAGGACAAAAAACGCCAGAAGAAAAGAGGCAUUUUCCCCAAAGUAGCAACAAAUAUCAUGAGAGCAUGGCUCUUCCAGCACCUCACACAUCCGUACCCUUCCGAAGAGCAGAAGAAACAGUUAGCUCAAGACACAGGACUUACAAUUCUCCAAGUAAACAACUGGUUUAUUAAUGCCAGAAGAAGAAUAGUACAGCCCAUGAUUGACCAGUCAAAUCGAGCAGGUUUUCUUCUUGAUCCUUCAGUGAGCCAAGGAGCAGCGUAUAGUCCAGAGGGUCAGCCCAUGGGGAGCUUUGUGUUGGAUGGUCAGCAACACAUGGGAAUCCGGCCUGCAGGUUUGCAGAGCAUGCCAGGGGAGUACGUUUCUCAGGGUGGUCCUAUGGGAAUGAGUAUGGGACAGCCAAGUUACACUCCUCCCCAGAUGACCCCACACCCUACUCAGUUAAGACAUGGACCCCCAAUGCAUUCAUAUUUGCCAAGCCAUCCCCACCACCCAGCCAUGAUGAUGCACGGAGGACCCCCUUCCCACCCUGGAAUGACUAUGUCAGCACAGAGUCCCACAAUGUUAAAUUCUGUAGAUCCCAAUGUUGGCGGACAGGUUAUGGACAUUCAUGCCCAAUAGUAUAAGGGAACUCAAGGGAAAAGGAAACACACGCAAAAACUAUUUUAAGACUUUCUGAACUUUGACCAGAUGUUGACACUCAAUAUGAAAUUCCAGACAGCUGUGAUUAUUUUUUACUUUUUGUCAUUUUUCAUCAAGCAACAGAGGACCAAUGAGACAAGAACACAAAUGUGAAAUCAUGGGCUCACUGAGACAAUUCUGUCCAUGUAAAGAUCCUCUGGAAAAAGACUCCGAGAGUUAUAACUACUGUAGUAUAAACAUAGGAACUAAGUUAAACUUGUACAUUUCUGUUGAUCACUCCGUUAUGUUGCCUCAAAUAGUUUUAGAAGAGAAAAAAAAAAUAUAUCCUUGUUUUCCACACUAUGUGUGUUGUUCCCAAAAGAAUGACUGUUUUGGUUCAUCAGUGAAUUCACUAUCCAGGAGAGACUGUGGUAUAUUUUAAACCUGUUGGGCCAAUGAAAAAAGAACCAUGCUGGAGACCAUGGUGAACGUCUGGCUGAACCUCAUCCCUCGGACUCCGGCUUCAAGAAUGUGUUUUCAUGCCCGGCCUUUGUUCCUCCAUAAAUGUGUCCUUUAGUUUCAAACAGAUCUUUAUAGUUUGUGCUUCAUAAGCCAAUUCUUAUUAUUAUUUUGGGGGACUCUUCUUCAAAGAGCUUGCCAGUGAAGAUUUAAAGACAGAGCAGGGGCUUCUUCCAGGAGUUCUAAGCCUUGGCUGUGGACAAAACAGUCUUAAGUUGGGCAGCUUUCCUCAACACACAAAAAAAGUUAUUAAUGGUCAUAGCACCACAACUAGGACUUUAUCCGAGACUCGAAGCUUGGAGGAUAAAAAGGAGCAAGAGAAUACUGUAACAAACUUCGUACAGAGUUCGGUCUAUUAAUUGUUUCAUGUUAGAUAUUCUAUGUGUUUACCUCAAUUGAAAAAAAAAAAAGAAUGUUUUUGCUAGUAUCAGAUCUGCUGUGGAAUUGGUAUUGUAUGUCCAUGAAUUCUUCUUUUCUCAGCACGUGUUCCUCACUAGAAGAAAAUGCUGUUACCUUUAAGCUUUGUCAAAUUUACAUUAAAAUACUUGUAUGAGGACUGUGACGUUAUGUUAAAAAAAAAAGAUGUUAAGUCACAAAAUGCGGUAAUAAAUAUUUCAUUUUUGAUUUUU